Molecule: messenger RNA, 932 nt
Organism: Pipra filicauda (Wire-tailed manakin)
Lineage: Eukaryota; Metazoa; Chordata; Aves; Passeriformes; Pipridae
Product: homeobox protein EMX1-like
Exons: 2
Coding region: 181-876 (231 amino acids)
Biological process (GO): neuron differentiation; brain development; central nervous system development
Molecular function (GO): DNA binding
Source: RefSeq, a predicted model, not a curated record
GGUGGGCGGCGGGGCGGGCGCGGGCGUGCGGGGGUGGGUGUGCGGGGGUCUGUGUGUGUGUGCCGUGCCCAGGGGGAGGUUUCUUGCACACGCACACGCACACACACACACAUACACACACACACACACGCAGGACCGGCCCCGCUCCGGCCCCCCCCCGCCCCGUUCCCGGCUCACACCAUGUUCCAGCCGUCUGCGAAGCGCUGCUUCACCAUCGAGUCCCUGGUGGGCAAGGACACCCCCCUGGGCCCCGAGGACCCCCCGCGCCCCGCCGCCCUCGCCUACCCCGGCCCCGCCGCAGCCGCCGACGCCGCCGCCUUCGCCCCCGGCUUCCAGGGAGCCGCCGGCCGGGCCCUCUACGGCAGCGCCGAGCUCGUCUUCCCCGAGGCCGUGGGGCACCCGGCGCUGCCCGUCGGGCCCCCCCAGCUGGGGGGCUCGGCCCUGCCGCACCCACACCCCUUCUUCGGGCCGCAGCACCGCGACCCGCUCAACUUCUACCCCUGGGUGCUGCGGAACCGCUUCUUCGGCCACCGCUUCCAAGGGAGCGAGGUAUCCCAGGAGAGCCUUCUCCUGCACGGCCCUUUCGCCCGGAAACCCAAGCGCAUCCGCACGGCCUUCUCCCCAUCACAGCUCCUGCGGCUGGAACGGGCCUUUGAGAAGAACCACUACGUGGUGGGCGCCGAGAGGAAGCAGCUGGCCAGCAGUCUCAGCCUCUCCGAGACCCAGGUACUGCCCAUCCCACCACCAGCUGUCCCGCUGUCCACCCAUCCAUCCAUCCAUCCGAUGGGAUCAGCUCGGCGUCGGGCAGCGGGAGCGGCACCAAACCCGAGCGGAGCUCACACUGCUGGGUUUGCCCAGGAAUCCCACUGGGGCUGAACCCUGCUGGUUUUCCUGGCCUUGGAGACGGGUUAUUUUACCUGGGCUUGGGGUGG